Molecule: messenger RNA, 19774 nt
Organism: Aedes albopictus (Asian tiger mosquito)
Lineage: Eukaryota; Metazoa; Arthropoda; Insecta; Diptera; Culicidae
Product: MOXD1 homolog 2-like
Exons: 7
Coding region: 1-2865 (954 amino acids)
Biological process (GO): norepinephrine biosynthetic process; dopamine catabolic process; octopamine biosynthetic process
Cellular component (GO): secretory granule membrane
Molecular function (GO): nucleic acid binding; copper ion binding; dopamine beta-monooxygenase activity
Source: RefSeq, a predicted model, not a curated record
AUGAAGGAGUACCGCGACGUCGUAGUAAAGUUGUUUGCGAGAGGUGAGCGACCCGGCGACAUAUUCCGUCGGUUGAAAUCACACGGGGUGAAGCGGGAUUUCAUCUAUUACACCAUCCGUCGGUACCGGGAGACGGGCUCGACCAAGGACCGUGUGAAAUCCGGGCGGCCGCGUUCGGCGAGAACGCCAGCAGCCAUCAAGGUGGUGAGGGAGCGGAUUCGUAGAAAUAUGAACCGCUCGAUCCGGAAGACCGAUGCUGACCUGAAUGUGUCGAUCAGGACUGCUCACAACAUCAUGACGAAGGACCUGGGAUACAAGCCUUACAAGAAACGCAAGGUCCACGGGCUAACGGAGGCUACAACGAAAAAGAGGCUGGACAGAAGCAAACUGAUACUUUCGCGGCACGCAGUUCAGGAGUUUGUGUUUUCUGACGAGAAACUUUUUGUCUUGCAACAGCCACACAAUGCCCAAAAUGAUCGACUGUGGGCGCCGACGCUGGCCAGCAUCCCUCCGUCCCAGAUAAACAUCCCACGGUUCCAGAGCGCCGCUUCUGUGAUGGUUUGGGGGGCCGUAUCCAGGCGUGGGAAGCUCCCACUGGUGUUUAUCGAGAAAAACGUGAAAAUCAACGCCGCGUAUUAUAAGACCGAGGUUCUGGAGAAGGUUGUGGCCCCGGCUCUUCGGGGCCUCUACGGGAACGACCAUUACGUCUUUCAACAGGACGGCGCACCGGCCCACACGGCAAAUAUCGUCCAAGCAUGGUGUCGGGAGAACUUGACCGAUUUUCUCGAUAAGACUUUGUGGCCUCCCAGUUCGCCGGACCUUAAUCCCCUGGACUUUUAUGUAUGGUCGUACAUGCUGGCCAAGCAGAGUGAACAUCGAAUCUCGCCCCCCUCCCCCUCAACCAAACAACAAAACCGACUAACUAACGCGAGUGGGUUGUUCUUUUUUCUCUCUCCCUCUCUUCCACAGGACCGGCACGUGAAAAAGAACAGCGACGGCAAACCGGUGGUCGAUUCGUCCCAGGACUAUGUGCUCCUGCUGGGCUACGAGAAUCAAACCCACACGGUGCUGCGGUUCAAGCGGAAGUUGGACACCUGUGACGUGGCGUACGAUGUGCCGAUAACGAACGACACCAUGCGGGUGAUCUACAUGUACCACGACGAGGAGCCCCGCGGGUCCCAGUACGCCCCCGGCAGCCUGCCGGAUCCAGCCGAGGCGUUCAAGCAGGCACGUUCCCUCUUCCUGACGCAACGGGUCAAUCAGUCGCCAAUCAAGCUCGACGCCCGGAUGAAGAUCAUGGAGCUGCGCAAUCAGGACGUGGAGUUGCCCUCCGAGGGCUACACCCUGCACUGGUGCAAGGUGUUCAAGCUGAGCGACAUCAAUCGCAAACAUCAUCUGAUUAGGUAUGAACCGGUGUUCGAUUCGGCCUCGAGCGUGCCCUUCCUGAACCACAUCAUCCUGCACGAAUGUCAAGGAUCGUCACCGGAUCUGGAAAUUCUGUCCCGCGAUGCGGGCCGUGCCUGCUACAAGGUGGACCGCGAAAUACUGACCUGCAAUUCGAUUGCCGCCGCGUGGACCCGUGGAUCGGAGGGUUUUUCAUUUCCCGCCGAGGUCGGUUACCCGAUGGAUUCGAACCAGGCCCGGUUCUUCCUAAUGGAGACACACUAUAGUAACCCAACAGAGGAGCUUUCUACGGUGAAAUCCAAACUGAUGGUCGACAGCUCGGGUCUCAAGAUCUACUACACCAGUUCGCUGAGAAGUCAGGAUGCUGGAGUUUUAUCCAUUGGCAUGGAUCCCAGCUGGAGGCACAUCAUUCCUCCCGGGCAGGAGCACGUGCUAUCCGAGGGGCACUGUGUAGGAGAGUGCACCCGGAAGGCGUUCCCACGGGAUGGAAUCAAUGUGUUUGCCGUAAUGAUGAAGACACAUCAGAUCGGUCGGCAGAUCAAGCUGAGGCAGAUUCGCUACCGCGAGGAACUAAUGCCCAUUGCUCACGACAAGAGCAUCGAUUACAACUAUCAAGAAUACAGAAGACUGGACUCUCCGGUUAAGGUUCUGCCCGGAGAUAGACUGAUUGCCGAGUGUAUCUACGACAGCUCCAAAAGGGCAGCAAUCACACUCGGAGGGUUAACAGCCCGCGAGGAAACUUGUCUCGUUUUAACGCUAUAUUACCCGCGACAAAAAGAGCUAACAACCUGCCACUCGUUGCCGAGCCUCCCUACGGUGCUCCACUCGCUCGGAAUCGACACGCUGGUUCCCGGCUCCAACCCGGUGCGGAUUGGCCUACCGAUGGAACUCGCCGGCAUGACUCUCGAGACGCGCCUCAUCUCGUACGACUGGCAGAACAACUUCAAAAGUUUCCAGCUAGCAACCCGGAAAGGAUCCUUCAAGCCACUCUGCUGGAGUGCGAAAAAUCACCCGCUUCCGGGCACCGAAAGCCUGGAAGGCUACCCGCCAAACAUCACCAAAUCCUACAAAGUACCACGGUCCUGCAGCUUCCUUCGCAGCCCGCUGAGCGGCACCAAUCCCAGUCUUGGCAACGUAUCGUUCCAGAACCGGAACCGCUACCUUACGGAAGCGGAAUCCAAAGCAGCAGACAGCAACAAGGCGGGUCGACACUAUCCACCGGCAGCGGAUGACAUCGAGUUGACGGAUGACGACGACGACGAAAAUUCCAUCGAUCAGGAUGGGAACAACGUGAUAGAGGGUGCCGCUCGGAGUAAAGUUUCCCGCAGCUCCGUUACCGAACUGAUGGGUUUGAGCGGUGGAUCCAAGCUGACGGGUGCUCUGCUGCUCCGGUCGCAGAUGAUGGUGGCGUACUUGCUGUUCAUUAUCUUUCUGAACUCGUUCCGGAUAGCGGCGGCGUAAGGUGGAGGAAAAUGCAAGGUUUUUUUUUCGAUGGGCUGUCCGGAAGGGAUUGACCGCGUGGGAAGAGGUUAGAACCGUUUAACGAUAAGUAGGCAACAAAUUGCACAGGAUCUCCAAUGAAGAUGCGUACUGAGGGGUGAGGAGGGACUGCGAUGCAAACGAAAAAGGUCGUGAACCAUGUAAAUUGAUCACAGAAAAGUGGAAAGGAACGAAAACUUAUUUUAAAAAUGGAGAAAUUGUCUUCGAAACUUCCUUGUUUCUGAUUGUUUUCUGUUUCCUGUUGAAAGGAAGAGUCCAUAAUUUUUCGAAGUUCACUCUCUCUUACAACCGAAGAGGAAGGUAAGAGGGUCCCGAAUUAGCCAAGGUCCCGGCGGUGCCGGGGCGGGCUUUUUCAGUCUAGCGAAACUUUAAUGAAGAUACUUUUAUAAAACGACGAAAGUUAAGUCGGGAGCCGGACCGUGGACGUGCAGAAGUGUUUUGUAAAUAGCAGUAAUUGUCAACCGUAACCUGAGAAGAAGCUGUUUGUAAAUAUAGUGUUUUGUACCAGCAGCCGAGCCCAUUCCCGGGCGAGUAACUUUAGCGCAGAGGAAGGGCAACAGCAAACACGAAAAAAGUAGCGAAAGUAAUUUUUAAGUGUCGAGAGCAAGAAAACUAAAACUCGUUAAAUUAAGAGAUGGCAUAAAAAGCGAAACUGUUCCGUACUUCUAGUCAGUAGUAUUCAGAGACAGGCAAAAGCAGAGGACUUGAUUUUGUUGAAGCAUCUUUGUCGAUAAGCAUACACGAACGGAAAGUUUUCCUGUUUUUUUUUUUGUCGAACUGUUUUUUUCUGCAAACUGUUAGUUCUAUCUCUGAUAACGGCGUCCAAAGUUGAAUACGCCAUAGGUUUCCUCCGUAGCUGCUUUGUUAAACGACGAAUAUUUUUGUAUGAUAAGACUAUGUAUGAGAGUUGGAUUGAGAACGGUUGGAAAAUUGGAGUUCUUCAGCAAGGAGGCAAUAAUUUCGAGAGACAGUACUACAUUUGAAAAGUUACCAUCUCUUUUCCCCCGAAAGAAAAAAAAAAGCAGAAGACCGUACAUCACGAAAGCAAAUAUGUUUUCUAGCUAACACAAAAACAAGAAAAAAGCGAGAGACAAUCAUAACCUAUUACGGACAAAAAAAUAUACCGGAGAAGAACCCGAAAACAACUGGAAACGAACAGCAAAAUCAGAGAACAUUACUUAUACCCGGAACAUGUGUGUGCGAGCGGCGGAAAACGCGAAUCUUGAAUUUAUGAAGAAAAUGAGAAAAGUUUUAUGGAAGUAAGGAAUCGAUGUGGGCUACGAUUGGUCGCUGCUACACGACGACCGCGUCAGCACUUUUUAUAUUCUGGUCCUUCUUGUUUUACUGUGGAAAAUGUUGCCCUCAUAAUUUGGCCGAAACUUUGCAUUGCCAGCCAAAAUGAGUUUUUACGAGAGAAGGUGGAAUGUGGGGAAAGAAAACGGGUAUGAGCUCGGUGCUAUACUUACUGGUUUGAAAGAAAUGAACGAUCCGAAAACACAGAUAGGGGUAACAUAUCACAUGGGAAUUCGACCAGCAUGCCGAAAAGAGGAUCCCCAACGAGCGGGAGGACGGGUCAAUGAAAACACAGUCCAAUUAGGGGGUUUACAUUAGAAAUGUUCUUUUUCUUUCCAAUUUCGGAUGGUUGUUCAUACUUGUGCCACUUACUGCACUCAGGGGAGCCAUUUCAUCGGUAGAGGUGGUGUUCUAGAACUCGAAUAACAUGGUAUCUAUAUACAGUACACCCAAACCUCCAUUCAGGUAACGAGUCGGGACUGCCUAAAUAGAAUUUUUACCUAAAUGGAUUCAUUGCCUAAAUAGAUUCAGUAUAUUACCUAAAUGGAGUACAAGGUUGCAAAGAAGUUUAAAAAGGGAAUGUAAGUAGGAGAUUUAGGUGCCCCGCCAUUUGGCCGUAUGCCGUUUGACCGAAUGUCGUUUGGCCAAAAGGGUCACUAGGCCGAGUGCCGUUUGGCCGAAAUCUGAUCAAAAUAAUUGGAAAGCGUGGGCAAACUCUGGAUAACAUUCCAUAACCAGAGAUUUAAAGGAGGUCAUGCGGAUAUUUAGAGGAGGGGACAUGAAACACGAAAAACAUUGCAAAUUUCUGUCAGACUUAAAAAAGAUCGAAUGUCGGGUAAAAGUCGGGUCAAUUUUUAUCGUAUGUUGGGCCACUGUUGGACCAACAUCGAACAACUGUUAGUUCUAUUUUGGGUUUAGUGGUCAAAAUAAAAACAGGUGGAUGAUAGGUUUAUGUCGGAUUUGACGUCAUCAAUGAUGGUUGGUAAAAGCUUUAAACAAUGAAGUCCACAGUUGCCUAUCUUUCAGCUGGAAAUGUCGGUUGAUACUGACACUUCGCAACACUGCGGGAGGUGUUGGGGGCAUCUCUCAACACGGAACCACCACCCCCCAUUCCCCCCCCCCCAUUUUCCCCGUAUCACCACUCACUACUUCUUUCCCGUAAACCAACCUUAUACCUAAUCUUAAGUACUCCAGCUGUUCUGAACACAAUACAAUUCUAUUUAGGUAAUGUUACCUAAAUGGAGGGACCUAAAAAGAUUUUACCUAAAUGGAUUCUACCCAAAUGGAGCUUUCAGUGUACCAUAGUUGGGGUGAGAAUGGAUCAAAAAUGUUAACUUCCAUAACACUAGUUUACAGCAUUUUUGAACUCGGUAAGCUGAUGAUCGUUUUUGGUGUAGAAUCAUGCCCUGAGUUCGAAAACGCGAAAGAAAAAAAUUACAGUAGAGCGGAAAUUUUUUCGACUUUCCGUACAAGGUUGAUGAUUUGAAAUCGAUUUUUGUUCUAUUUUUAGGCAAAGUCGCUUACUUCAAACAUCUCAUUCUCCGUAAUCAAUGCUCCGAUUGAUCUGAAAUUUUUACUGUAACUCGCCUACAUAUGAUAUGUCAAAUAAACAUCGAGAAAGAAUUUUUAUUGUUUUUUUUUCUUAUUGAAAAAAAUACAUUUCUUCAAAAAUUUUUGAGAAUUUUGCUAAAAUUUAAGAAGAUCGUCCCGAAAACUCGCCAAUAUCAUGAAUUUCAUCAAUCUGACGCAAAACCUGUAUUCAGAUGAUCGACUGGUAUUGUAUUCAGCUUUUAAUUUAUGGAAAAAGAUUUAAAAUUGGUUGAACAAAACGCAAUAUAUUUGAAUUUUAGUAAAUUACAUAUUUUGAAAAGUUGCAAAACUCGAUAUUGAGCUAAAACUCAAAAACUGUUCUACUUCAAAUUUUUCGAAGGUCGGUUUCGAAAUCAGCACUAAAUUGUGCUUCAAAAAUUUUGGUCGUUGACAGAAGUUCACGAUUUUCGUUUUAUUUUGUAAACUUGUGUAAUCAUUGUUCAAUAACUUUUGAUUCUUUGCGUGAAGAAGUCUUUUGAUCACUGGAACGUGUUCUUUGGUAAUGCAUGCUCAAAUGAUGAACAAAUUAUCGGAGUUCGUCAGUUUUUCUUAAUAUUACAAGUGUAUGAAAAUUGACGCAUUCUCAUUCGAGGGGGUGAAAAUGGGUCAAGGGAACCGAAUUUGUUGCGCUUUGACAACAAAGCAAGUUUAAAAAAUUCAGGUCAAGGUUCAUGCCACUUAUUAAUAAUAUAUGAUAUGAUGGCUAUGAGUUUGAGAUUCUUAAAAGUAUCAAUCCACCUAAAAGUGUGAUGUUUCAUCGAGCCUUAGAAGUGGCAUUUUAAACGACCUCAAUUGACUAUAAAUAAAGUUGAUUAGGUUUCCAGCAUCCCUGAACGUUUAGGGUUCUCAGACUUUUUCGCCCGCGAACAGCUAGUGCAUUCAUGAAGUAUUUAACUUCUAUCAAUAUUCAUCACAUUUGCUUCGUUUGAUAUAACUCCUGUCAUACGUUUGUGUCACACAUUAUUCUCAAAAAACUUUUCAGCUUUUAAUAUCCACGCCUCGUGCCCACUAAGGGUCACUGGAAGAAUCAGCGCUUUGGAUUUGGACAAAAUGUAACUUUUUCAGCUCAAUGCACUGAUUUUCACGUGAACAUGUGCGUCGAUUUUAUCCCAAUUUCAGUGAUUUUGAGAGACCUCGCACAUGCCCCCAACUUCCUACGUCAUAAGUCGACGCUUUUGGUCAAGCCUGUUGUCUUCCUCUUAAAAAAACAUUGGAUCCUCCUCUACCUUACGAUCGAUAUUGAUGAGAUCAAUAAUGUCUGCAAAGCGGAGGUGCAUGUGCGUGCUGCGAUUUCCCUUAUAGGACACUUGCUGAAUUUGUUAACCUUUCAGGACGCGCGCCAAAUUUAGCCUAAAACUGCACCGCGCUUGCGCUGUAUACGACGAGUGAGGUUUUUUGGUAAGGUUGUACUUUUCACAACGGCGCGCGUCCUGAAAGGUUAAAUGUUCCCAACAGACCCAUUUGAUCUUGGUGGGAAACGUUUUGUAACAUGUUUGGUGUUACAAACUGUUUCCCUGCUAAAUCAAAUGGGUUUAUUGGGCACACUAUACAAAGCCAGCUAGUGCCCUAGCUAUUAGCAGUGUUCCUCGAACUAUCAGAUAAAAAGCAGACUUGUAUAGUCAGCCUAUCAUUGCGUACUCUGAUUUGCUCGCACCACAGUCGCUAACACCAGAAAAGCCUGAAUGUCACACAUGUCACUCAUCAUCCUCGUUUGAUGACCAUCACUACUGAUAUGCAGAAUAUUGUCAUGACUGUAACCUGCACCCCAUACUGCGGGAAGUGAGGCACGCAUAACGGCAUGCAAAACGAUGAGUAUGAAUUAGUACAAGUACGCACAAAGCAUAUCACGCAGUCCGACCUGUCAUCGGUAAACUCUCGCCCAAUUUGCCCGACUUGCACUCUCUCACAAUUCACUUGAAACACUUUCAGCAACUACCAACGCUGCAAUGAGGGUAAGGGUGAAAUCCACAAAAAGGGUGUCAUUUAAGUCGUGAUAAACAAGCUGGUUCGUACCACAUGGGAAAGGUGACAUCAGGAAUCAUAUCUUGCAGAUUAUUUCGUGAUGGUCACCACAAUUUACAACACUGCAUAUGAGUCCCAUUGGCCGAACGUCAUUUGGCCGAACGUCAUUUGGCCGAACGUCAUUUGGUCGAAUGCCGUUUGGCCGAAAUGUGAUCAAAAGAAUUCAGAAGAAGUUUUUGACAUUCCAACUGCCAAUGUGAUCAUCAGAAAUAUUUCCUUCUUUUCAUCAUUAGGCUAUUCUUUCUAGUUUUAACAUUCAGAGAUUAGUUAGCGUUGAAACUGCCUAUAUUUUAUCACAGAUUUUUUCUUCUUUGACUCAUAGGCUGCUCUUUCAAGUUAUACUAAGGCUGGGAACAGUGAUAUGAUCACUUAAGUACAUCAUGCAUUUUUUGGCCAAACGGCAUUCGGCCAAAUGACCCUUUCGGGCAAAUGGCAUUCGGCCAAACGGUGUCCGGCCGAACGGAAUUUUUCCAAAUGACCUGGAACCGUUGCAAUGAUAUAAAAGCUUCGAUCGAUAAUUUAGGCAUGUCAUCAUUAUCAAAUUUGAAAUAGCACUUUUAUUUUGAUUGGUUGAGAUCUCAGCUUUGAAAUUUGAGUCUUUUUAACAUUGCACAUACCAAACACUUUCUCACAUACUCAUGAAUCAAUUGUUAUUCUUUUUGAAUAACAAACUUUUAACAUUUCUGGUUCCAACUGGAAAUUCAAAUUUUAAAUCUUUGUGACAAUAACCGAUUUUCAGAAAACCUUUUUUUUCAAAUUUCUGGUGGCAAUUGGGAAUUUACCGAUAUCCUUUUUGCCUUUCUCGUACACUAAGUGUACUGGAAAGGCUAUAUGUUCACUCCAAAAAUGACUUUUUGAUAGAAGGCCCGGAGGGUCAAGUUAUAUAUACCAAUCGACUCUGCUCGACGAAUUGAUGUGAUGUCUGUGUGUAUGUAUGUGUGUAUGUGUGUGUGUGUGUGUAUGUGUGUAUGUGUGUGGACAAAAAACUCACAUCACUUUUUGGCAGUAAACCUCAACCGAUUUUAAUGACCGACGGUUCAUUCGACGCGUAAUCUGGUUCUAUUGUUUCCUAUUGAAAAUGGUUCGGAUCGGUCCAGCCGUUCCGGAGUUAUGGCCCUUUGGGUGUUCCGGACCGGUACCCCUGGAAGGGGCCAGACACGAAAAUGCAACAAACCCAUGCAUGCGACCCAUCAAACCACGGCAUUUUCGAUUAUCUGAUAAACGGUAAGCAGAAAAAUAGUCUAAAACCAUAUCUGAACCAGUAGUGUACCGGAACCGGUUCCGGAAGUCCCGCCGGAAGUGGUCAAAUAUAAAAGUGAACACAACCCAUUCAUGCGACACAUCAAACAGCGGCAUUUUCGGUAACCUGAUGUACGAUUAGCAGGAAAAUAGUAUCAGACAAUACCUGAACCGGUAGUGUUCCGGAACCAGUUCCGGAUGUCCUGCCGGAAGUGGCCAAAUAUUAUAGUGAAUCAAACUCAUACAUGCGACAUAUCAAUCAGUGGCAUUUGCGUUAACCUGAUGAACGGUUAGCAGGAAAACAGUUUUAGACCAUACCCAAACCGGUAGUGUUCUGGAACCGUUUCCGGAUGUCCUGACGGAAGUGGCCAAAUAUAAAAGUGAGCCAAACCCAUGCAUACAACACAUCAGAGUGCGGCUUUUUUGAUAACAUAAUGAAAAGUUAGCAAGAAACUAGUAUUUGACCAUAGCUGAACCGGUAAUGUUCCGGAACCGGUUCCGGCUGUCCCACCGGAAGUGGCCAAGUAUAAGAGUGAAUCAAACUCAUGCAUGCGACACAUCAAACGGCAUCAUUUUCGGUAACCUGAUGAACGGUUAGCAAGAACAUUGUCUCAGACCGAAUUUGGGACAACAGGUCCUGCCCGGGAACCGAUUUUGGGUGUCUCGUCUUAAAUGGUCAAAUAUAAAAGUGACCCGAACCUUUGCACCUAUGCAUGCGACACACCAACUCGCGGUUUUUUCAAUAACAUAAUUAACAGUUUGUCAGCAAAAAGUAUCGGACACAUAUUAGGGAGAACCGGUAGCGUUGAAGAACAGGUAACAAGUGCCCCGCCGGAAAAGGUAAAAUAUAGAAGUGAACCAAAAUCAUGCAUGGGGCCAUCCAUAUUAAGUACGUCAAAAUCCUAGGGGGUAGGGGGAGGGGGUUUUUAAAGUGUGACAAGCAAUGUAUUAAGUAUAGGAAAAACCCGUACGAAGGGGUCCAAAAUUCCAAUGCUCCCCAUGCAACACAUCAAUUCGUGGCUUUUAGGUAGCCAGUUGACAAGAAAAUAGCGAUAGACAAUAUCUGAGACAACCAGUAGUGUCAUGGAAUCGGUCCCAGGUGUCCACCGGAAGUGGUCAAACGUAAAAUUGAACCAAACCCAUGCGGCACAUCAAAUAGUGGAAUUAUGAAAGUGAACAAAACUAAUGUGAGCGAUAAAUCAAAUCGUGUCUGGGUACCGCCAGUCGAGGUGACAUUCGCUCAAAAUACUAACAUUUAUUAAAGUGAUUAUCAAAAAGUGAAUGGUAUUUAGUAAAUUUAACUUGCGUUGACCAUUCGCUGUAGAAAAAGUCAUAUUUUGUUGAUUUUCCAUUAAGAGAACGAGAUGUAAAUAUCAUGGCUAAGCGUACUGUUCAACAUCGUUUCUAGGUAGACGAUAAGGAAAUAUUACUUUCGUGUUUUGAGAAUGCUUGUUGGAGUUAUAUCUAAGGUAUAGCGGAUGUUUUGAAAUGGGUCAUUGAUCGUUUACACUUGAUGUUACUUUAACGUGACUAGACACUAAUAGGUUGUGCGCAAGCAUCUAUAUAUUCAAUAGUUCUGAUUUGCAAGCGAUAUUUUCUCACAUUGAACUAUUUUGUUUGACUUUCAUUGUUUUUCGAUUUCUUCGAACGAAGUCCGAACAAAAUAACUGUUGUUCAUACAAUUUGACUAUAUACAAAUCACCAUGGUGCUAAUGUUUUGGCAGCUCUUCGUACUCGUUUAUGUUCAUUAUCAAAAAUGCAAUAUUUUUCCAUCAGCAACUACUCAGUAUCGUAACAAGAUACAAAAUCAAUAUUUUCAAAUUAUUUAAUAGUUAUUUAUGCAACGAGUUGCAAAAUGAUGAUUUUUACAGCACGAGUCGUACAUUUAUCCAACGAGGCUUGCCGAGCUGGAUAAAUAUGACGAGUGCUGUAAAAAUCGAGUUUUGCAACGAGAUGCUUAUCAGCACCAACAUUUCAAAAGGGCGUAAUUGGUUUUGCAACCAAUGCCUUCUCACAGAGCUGUGGGUCGUACUUCAUUCAUCUCACACAAUUCACAUCCAUUAAUCGAAAGAGGAGGAUUUCAUCUUUCGAUUAUUGGAUGUGAAUUGCGUGAGAUGAAUCGUAUUUCACCCACAUCUCUGUGAGAAGGCAUUGGUUGCAAAAGCAGUUACGCCCUUUUGAAAUGUUGGUGCCGAUAUACAACAUUUUUUGCAAUGAGAAAAAAUAAUAAAUAAUUGUAACAAGAUCAUUAGAUACAUGUUCAAAUAUUGAGUUUCUGUCAGCUUUUCCCAAAACUGGACCUCUAUGCGGUGUUAAUAUAAAGUAGGAUAGAUCAACUUAUUAUGGGAAAAUUAUAAUUUGUCGCAUCAACACUGAAUAAAGUUUUUCCAAUCUCCUUUUGCGUCUAAAAUUACUGUGCACAAUUUGGGUGCGGCUGGUUGAGCCCUCGUUCUUCUCAUUGCAAUUUAAUAUUGAAUGGAAAAUUUCCCUUUUCUGCAUUUUUUUUCAUGUGGUCGAAUUUUACAUGAAUCGUAUUAAGCGUAUAAGUAUUCUCAGGAUCGGCAAACGUCGACGGAAAGAUCAUGAAUACAUAUUCGACGAGAAAGGCGCUACCACCACUAAGUGGAUUAAUCUGGGUUUUUUAAUUUUUUAUGGUGAUACCCAAUUUUCAGAAUAUGUUUUCAGAAUCUCUGACCAAAUUCAUUAUUAAUUUAAUGGUUCUAAAAUAAUAGUUAUUCAGAAUAUGCUGUCAACAAUUCUAGUGCGAACUAGGAGUUCCUAUGGUUUUGGAGAAUAUGGGUGUUAACAUUCGAUUUUUAGAAUAAAUUUAAAAAAAAAUUACCUGUCAUAUCUCCGAAACCAGUGAACCGAAACGAAUGAAAUUUCGAACGUUUAUGAACAUUAUGUAAAUGCUUCCAAUGUCUUCAUAUGGGCUCUUUAUAUAUCAUACUGAAGAUAUCUUGAGAACAAAAGUAGAAAAUCUUUCGAUAUCACAACGAGUUCCAUUGAAAAUUUGUUAAGGAAUUUCAUUGAUAAUUUCUCCAUAUUUUUUUUUUGACUUGUACAGGACUUUUUUACUGAGAUUCCUUGCUAUUUUCUCAGCUCAGAAGCAUGCAAUCUAGAACAGAUGUAUGGACGACUUUUGCCUUGUGGUAUUGUCUAAAAGUUUGCCAAAUAGAGUAAAGGUCACACACGCAUAUCAAAGUCGUGACAGAGCUGUGCAAGCGACUCUCCACGAGGUGAGUAUAAUUUACAUUUGCUCCCUCACGACUUCGGUAUGCGUGUGCGACCCUUACUCUGUUCGGCAAACUUUUAGACAAAACCAUGAGGCAAAAGUCGUCCGUACACCGUCUCUUGAUAGCACGCUUCUGAGCCGAGAAAACAGCAAGUGAGUGAAACUAUUUGCAAUUGAGUGUUCCCAUCCUUGCUCCAGAAACAUCUUUUGAACUUUCUCUAGGAGUUUCUGCCAAAUUGAUUUCAGGAAUUCGAUUAUAAAUUCCAUCAAGAAAUGUUUUAGUUAUUCUAACAGGAGUUUCUACGGCUAUUUCUCCUACAGUUACCUAGAGAACUCCUUAACAAAAUCCAUCUUAAGUUUCAACAUUUCUUCGACAAGAGUUUCAUAAAAAAAGUCCUCCAUCAACCCAUUCGGCGUUCUUUCAGGAAUCAUGUUUCGAUUGAAAUGGUGGGAGUGUUGGCACCCACCAUUUCAAUCGAAGUGCUAGGGUCCAGUGAAGCAAGUUUGGUGCAAUACUAAAAGCAACAUUCCGCCUUGUGAUCACAUGAACAUGAAAAUCAACGCCUUUCUGUGACUGAAAAUCGAAAAAUACCAAAUUUUUCUGGAUGUUUAUUCGGAAGUUCUUAUAGGAGCUUCCGCCGAAGAUACUUCGUAGCCUACUUCAAGAGUUCUUUCGAUAAUUUCGCCAGGAUAUCAUUUGGGAAACUCUGCACAAACUUCUCCAAAGGUGUCAACAACGCUUUCUACAGGAAUUACUUCGGAAGUUUUUUGGGGAAUUUCUGCAAAAGUUCCUUCAGUUAUUGCUCCAGGAGGCAAUUCGAUAGAAAUUCUUUAGCAUUUUUUUUUCUGGACAUGUUCCAGAAAGAUCUAAUGGAUUUUUCCCAGGUAUUUUUUUAAGUUUCUCUGGGAGUUUGUUAAAACAUCCUGCACGAUUUUCUUUGCUUCAAAGAUGUCUCUUCAAAAUUUUCGAAAGAAUGGUUUUUUUGAAAACUUUUUGAAAACUUUUUUCGGCAGUUCUACCGGGAAUUCCAACAAGAGUCCCUCCAACAGUUUUUUCGUCAAUACCUUCUUGAUUCCAUUUGAUUUUUUUUAAACUUGCUUCGACAGUUCCUGCAGGAUCUCCAACGGUUUUUUUUUUCGAAGUUUCUUCGGAAAUUCUUCCAUAAUAACGCUCCAGCAAAUAGUUCUGAAAUUCCGUUAGAAACUUUUCAGGAAUUUUUUUCAAAUUCUGCAGUAGUAAAUUUGAACACUCUUCGAAGAGAUUUCUUGGAAUUUGUGAAUUUAUCCAGAAGCUUUUUCGAAAGUUCAUUCCAAAAUGUCUACGAGAAUACCUAAAGUUCUUUUUUCGGCACUUCCUCCUAGAGAAAUCAUCCUGGAAUUUUAACAUUCAGAUAAUCAUUCAGUUUUUUCGAUUUCCUUUAAAAACGCUUUAUGGAUUUCCACAGAGAAUUCCUUUUGAAAUUCUCCAGGUGUUGUUUAAAAUAGUUCUCGUGAAGCUCUAGCGGAAUUUUCUUCAGGAGUUUCUAUGAAAAUGAUCUUGAAGUUCUUUCAGAAAUUGCUCCAUGGGCCCCAGGAAUAUCCUCAGUCCCUCGGAAAUUUCUCAAAGAUUUCAGAAGCAGUUUCUGCUCAAAAUUUUCCAGAAUUUCCAACGGAAUUUUCUACAGGAAUUCUUUUAGAAAUUAUUCCAGGAAACAUUAAAUUAAUCAUCCAGAAAUUCCCGCGGUAGUUUUUACAAAAGUUCCUUCGGGAGUUGUUUCAGGAGUUCCUUGGAUAGUUUUUCCAAAAAUUCAGAAAAUUCUGGUGCAGUUUAUUCGGUCAUUACUUGAUGAGUUCCUUCCGCUUUUUUUCAGGUGUUUUGAUAAAAAAAAAUCCACCAGGAUCUCCUACAGGAAUUUCAGCCGAUGCGCCUUCGGAAGUUCCCCCAGAAGUCAGAUUGGAAAUUUUCGCUGAAAAUCCAGAAGUUUUUGAGGUGGUGUUCUUCCGGAAUUUUCUUCUGGUUAGCCAACAAGAGAAUACUCAUGAAAUUUUUCAAAAAGUUAUCGUGCAAUUUCCUUCUAGGAGUGUUUCAUAAAGAUACUCACUCAGAAGUUGCUUCAAUUAUUUUCCCAGAAAUAUCUUCGGAAAUUCUUCCAUAAGUGAAUCUGAAAACGCUUCCAAAAGUGAGUACGUGAAUACUGAAAUUCCUACUUCUUGUAAGAUCUGAGUAAUCCAUACCAAAAUAUGUCUGAAGUUUGUAUUGGAGUUCUUUCCGUAGCUUCUACAGAAAUUAUGUUGGAAUUACCGUCUCAAGUGAGUCAGAUAUUGCUCCAGAAGUUUGCUAGGGAAUGCCUCCAGCAAUAUUUUCUGGAAUUCCAUAGAAUUUCUAAAAAAUAUGUCUGGGAUUUCUAAAGGAAUUUCAUCAAAAAUUUGGAAAACGUUAUUCCAGAUUCCUACUGCGACUCUCUCAAAUAAUAGCUGUGGGCUGCCUGUGGGUCGCCUCUGGAAAUUUCACCCCAAAACACGAUUUCCAUGUAGGAGAUUUUCAUAUUUUUGCUUUUCUCGUACACCAAAAUGUACUGAAAGGCUAUAUUGGUCGGCGUUAAGUCAGAGAGGACCAUGUGUCUUUUACUUAAUUUAAAAAAAAACAACUUUAAAGUUUGCAACUCUAUAAGUUUUGAGUUUGUCAACAAAUGUUCUUGAAUUUUUUCCAUAAAUGUUAAUAACUAUUCAUCAUAGUAUCGCUCUGUAUUGAUCGCGAAAAAACGUAAAAUAAAGCUUGAAACCGAGAAAUUGCUAAGUAGUUGAUUGUACUUAGUCCAAUCUGACUGAACGGUUUUUUGGAAAAUCUUCAACCAACUACAGUUCACACUCAAGUUUUUACAUAUUUGAUGAGAAAAUAAUGCACAAGUAGGACAACAGUUAAUAGAAGUGGUGUAUAAUGUGAGCAGGAAGUUUGGAAUUUGAUAUUUCUGUUAUUACACUGUUGAUUACCAUUUUCAAUUUUUAUGUUCAGUCAGAGUGGACCAAGUACAACAGUUUAAUAUCACAUGAAGGGUAGUCAAUUAAUGAGCUAUUUAAGAAUUCCUAACUUGAACAUUUAAUAGCUAACAACUUUUGAAUGCAUUUCUACAGUUCGGUACGUUUUUGAAAUAUUGUUGUUACAGAGUUCAUAAUAAUUUAUUCAAAGGACUGACAUUUUUCAAAAAUUCGUUCAGACAGAGUGAACCAAGUACACAAUUCAUAAAUAAUCAAUAAAAUAAAUUUCUUCAUGAAACGGGUAUUGGUACAUUUCAAUAUGAUGCCCAACAGCUACUUAACAAACAUAUAUUGAUUUACAAAGGAUUACGAAGAAUAGGUAAUUUCAACUAUUUUUCUUAGAGACACAUGGUCCACUCUGUCUGCACGCGAAAUGCCACAAUAUGCUUCAACACGAUGAUCUGUAAAAUACGACAUUGACCAUAUCACGUGCUUUCUUGAUCAAUAAUCAUUAGAAAAUGCUUUAGGGAGUCAUACGAUUUGGAAACGUAUCACAUUUUGAUGAUAAACUAUUUUAUUUAUUGGAUUUUAACCAAUACAUAUUUUUUCAAUUCUCUUGACAUCAAGCAAAUGGUCCACUCUGACUGCACACUAUUAUCGGUUUUUGCAGUUCAAUCAAAAGAAAAUUGUGCUAUAACUCUCGUUAAUUGUAACAUUAAGAAAAUUGGGUGAAUGAUCCAAGUAGCUUAAGUAAUUCCUAAUCAAAUGCCCUUAAAAUCUAAUUUUCGGCAAUUUUGUUACUUGGUCCCCUCUGACUUAACGCCGACCAUAUGAUCACUCCAGAAAAGAUUUUUUUUUUUAAAGUUGGUCAAGUCACAUAUACCAAUCAACUCAGUUCGACGAAUUGUGACGACGUCUGUGUGAAUGUAUGUGUGUGUGUAUGUAUGUCUGUGCAGAAAAAAGGUCGCUCACUUUUAAGGCACUUUCUAUUGGCUGAUUUUUCGGAUUGUCAACGGACUAUUAAAAUAGUCCGGAUCGGUCAAGGCGUUCCGGAGUUAUGGCCAAAUUCAAUUUGGUGGCUGUUUAAUAUAAACUUAGGCUAUCUGGUAUGGGGAAGUAGUGUGGAGCCAAAAAUGGCAACCAGAAUUUCCAAGAUGGCGGACCUCAAUUCAAAAUGGCUGCUCAAAAUUCAAGAUUGCGGUUUUCUAAGAGGUUAGGCUCAAACAUCAAGAGUCAGAUAAAUGAUAUGAUAUUGGUGCCAUGAAAUGUAUUAUUGUUAAAUAUCUGAAGGUGCAAUAUUUAUCAACAUGUCAUUUGAGGUAUGUCGAAAUGUUUUUUCUAAGGCACUAGAAAGCCACCAUCACCACUAGGUGGAUUCAUUAGGGUUUUGUUUUUGUUUUCCAUAAAUUUCCUUAUGUACCAGUUAUUUAUUUGAAAAUUCUUCUUGAAUUGUUUGAGAAAUUCCUUCAUUAUUGUCUCCAGGUUCUUCCGGAAUUUUUGCAUAAGUUUCGAUUCGGAUUCCCCCAAAAAAAAUUACGAGAAGAAAGUUUUUUUUUAGUUCUUUUUCGAUUUUUUUCAAUAUUUUCUCAUUAUUCCAGAACUUUGUUGUGAUAUGCUUUCAGCAGCUUCGGUCAUAAUUUCUUCUUGAUUUUUUUUUCCAUGAAUUGAUCCAAGAACACCUCCAGAUAGAUAUUACUCCAGAGAUUCUUUUGAGAUUUUCUGGGUUUUUUUCUUUCGGGAACUACGAAUAAUGAUUACUUUAAGAGAUUUUUUUAAAAUUAUUUACUGGUUCCAAGGUUUUCCUAAAUUUAUUAAUUCCACCAGGAAUUAUCUCAGAAAUACUUCAAGGAUUCAGAGUUUAAUGAUUCUUUCGGAAUAUAAAUGGAGCGUCAUGCAGUUUUGUUUUUCCGAGCACAUUUAGUUGGUAUCUUGGAAUAGAUAGCUACAAGUUGCGCAUUUUAUUAACAUAGGUCUCCGUCAAAACUUCAUAAGAAAUUCGGGAUUAUUUUAGUAACAACGAUAUCCUUACUUCCAUACGGCUGUUACUUGAACAUCAUCUCUUCCGUGGCCUCCGAACUGAGGACUCCAUUCAUCGAACAGCGAACGUAUAAGAAAGCACACAUUUUAGCUUACAACCCCCCUGCUAUUAUGGGACUGCGCCAGAGAGGUCAUUAAAUAAAGCAUAUGCACCCCAAGAAAAUUGAUAGCCCGUUGCUAGGUUGAAAUGGUGAAUGGCAAACGAAGCUAGUGGAAAGCGAGAAAAACAGAUCUAUAAAACUUUAUUUUACCUAUAUAUUUUUUACCGAACGCUAAAAUACGAAACCAGUAGGAUCGCAUUUACCCGAACUGCACGCAACGUUGUAAAACUGAGAAAAAUGAAGGUUGAACGAGACAAAAAUAGAAUGGAAAAAACCAGAGAAAUAUAUGCAAAUGUGAUAUCGUAAAUGAAAACUAAACAAAUGACUUAGAGUUGUAAGUGGAUGUAAAUACGUUUAUAGGGAACUAUGCUGUAGGAAAGGGGUUUGGAGAAAUCCAUCAAACAUAUAAACACCCACGUGUCACGUACUUUUGUUACCUAAGACCCAUCUGGGCGAAAAACAUGUGUAAUACAUUAGCGAGUAGAACAAGCGAAACCAAUCGUGUCGUGUUUUUAGAAGAGAAAAACUUUGUUUCAAAUCUGGCUAUCAACUGUUUUUGCGGUUUCAAAACGAACCCCCUUCAUGAUUUCAUGCUCACGCUCUACUUCUCCACCGCCACGGAAUUUCCCUAUCAAAAAGAACAACUAUCCACUCACCGUUUAAACCGAAAUGCCGAGAAUCACUUCUUUUGAAACUCAUCCGGUACUCAUGCUCGAAUUGCUAGGCAAACACUCUAAUUCCGUCAGCAGCUAUGAUAACAGACUCGAAGCGUGAUAGACCAUCAGAAAUCGUAGAGCAAACUUUCGUUUCCCGUCGAGAGGCAACCCGAGUUGAAGAGAACGUUGGAAGAUUAUCAGAUGGGUGUAAAUAACUAGUGAGAUUUCAUGUCUGUAGGUUUUUAAAACGAUGCUUGAAAAUAGAUUUUUUUUUCAGUAGAGAUGAAAAUCAGAUUCUGUUCUUUUUUAGGACAAACAUUCAACUCGGGUCUAUUUCGCACUAUCCUCUGAAGAUUCCUACCUCUUUCAGUGUCUCAUGAGUAAAAAAAAACACAUAGCUAGAGCAUAACAGAUGAAAAUUCCUUCCAUCCAAACCGAUAAAAAGGCUCCACGAAGUGUUUCGCGCCUUUUUAGCAAAGACAUAAGCAUAAAAUAAAUAAAGCAAACUACCAAGGCAUAGGACAAAAAAUCUGAAGAAUUAAAUAGAGGAAAUACACACCACUACUCGUACCAAAAAAUAGGAGAAGAGAGAUAAAUACAGAACAUUAUACUAAAAUACCACGAGCACAAUAGAGAGCAAUGGAAUAUUAGAUGAAAAGACCAAAAACUCACAACCAACUUGGAAAAAAAGAAAAGAAAAAUCAAACAAAGAAAAAAACAGCGCUAAAUAGAACUAAACCACCACCAUCAACAGCACAAGCAAGCUCGAGAAAACCCGGUUGAAAAUCCUGCUUUUGUGAUGCACCCCGUACAGAUUCCAUUUUUUUUUCGCCGAGAAUCAAAAGCAUUCAUUUGAAUUUUAACUGGCAGCAUCGGACUGCACACUGGACGGGGAAAAUUAAAUUAUAUUCAAAUGAGACAGUGCGAAUUAAAGCCAAACAUCCCCACAUGCCCGACCGCACGACGGAACUUUUUGCAUGGGAAAAUCGAGAAAAAAAAACAACAAACAUAACUUUCUAGCUCUGAGAGAAGGUCACCAGCAGCGAGCGAAAAUGCUGAGCAUAGUUUCACUUGCGAGAAUUCGUUCUGUGGUAGUGGGUUUAUUCCUUUCGUUUCGACUAAACACGAAAAAAGCGGUGGCAAAAUUAACAUAAAAAAUUGCACUCUAGCCAAAGUCUGAUAGCGGAAAAAUGUGACAUUUGGAACAAUGUUUUAGUCCCAGAGAGAGAAAAAAAUUAAUAAAAAAAAACGAAAAAAAAACAGUAGAGAAUAAAAAACGUUACCGAACCCUAAAAAGGUAAAAGACGGAAAGCAUCCACUCGAGUAAAAGUAGAUCAUAUACACAGAAAAAAAAAAACGACUAACACGCAAACCAAUUCGGGCAACCGAAGUAAGCACAGUAGCAAAGCGGGAUAAUGAGUACUUCGAAUGAGUGCGUUCGGUGGUUGAGGUGUUGAGGAGAUAGAGGAAGGUUAUUAUCGAAUAGCGAAACAGACUUGGAAGAGAAGGGAAGGAAGUAGAAGAGACAUAGUGGCAGAAAAUUAUCGAUCACAAGACUUGAAGGGAAUGAGAGCUACUGGAGUGAGAGAGAUACAGAGAAAAAGAGAAAACAUGAAAGAAGUAAGUAAUUCUAUAAAGUUAUUGUAAAACAAAACAAAAAAACGUUGUAAAAUUGAAACACUGAAUGAAAACAAGUGGAAAAAGCAAUACGAAAGUAAAAUAAAUUUAGAUAUUAAAACUGA